AGGUCUCCACAUGAAAUUCUGCCAAAACUCCCCAGGUGCCAGUGUAGGGACCUGAGCCCCUGGGACCUGAGCAUGGCCUACUUAGAGACUGUAUGAGCCUUUGACCCUUUUAUAGAGUAUGUAAAAGCAGGGCCCCUUGACAAACUGUGUGACUGCUGCUUUGCACUGCUAGCAGCAUUCUGUCAGAUCCCUUCACUGACUGUGGAGAUAACCCCAUACAACUGUUUUCUGUCUUCUUCACUGACUGUGGACAUAGACCCACAGGACUGUAGUCUGGUUCCCUCACUGACAGUGAGAACAUAACCCAUUCUCGGUCUGUGUGAGAGCCUGGGGCAUUCACUGAUGAUACGAGCACGAUCCCACACUAGAGUAGUCUGACGCCAGGGGUGAGCUUCUGCCGUACCCACAUCCCACAUCCUGCAUUUUAGUUUGGUAAAGGCAAAACGAAUAUCUCAUUUGUUCAGAGCCCGUGACGUAUCGUCUAGCUCUGUGUUCCUAUUUUCAUUUCUGUAAUGUAAGCAAAGAAAUUUCUUUUUUUUUUUUUCACACUGCACAUGAGACUGACCACAGUUAGGCCUUGCCAGACUCCAGGUUCACAUGGCAGGCAGUGCUGGUGCCAAGUUCAGGCUUCACAUCCUGGUCCUGUCUCUGCUGUGGUGGUAUUCUCGAGUCACAGGCAGUGAUAUCCACUCUCUCAGCUAUGACUUCACCAUGGUUCCUAAGCUGCCCUCUCUAGUAAGAUGGUGUGAAGUGCAAGGCCAGGUGGAUGGACAGUUUUUUCUUUCCUAUGACUGUGCCAGUGAGAAGGUAAAAGCCCUCACUUCUCUGCAAAAUGAAACAGAUGCCAUAAAGACCUGGGAAAGCCAGAUGAAAACUUUGAAUGAGCUAUUGGAAAUGCUCAGAAUGAACCUGCUUGAUGUUAAUCCGGAGACUGUCACAACCAGAGAGACAGAUCCAGUGUUCCUGCAGGGCCGGGUGACAUGUCAGAAGGAAGCCAGUGGAGUCACCCAUGGAUCCUGGCAGUUUGGCUUUGAUGGACAGAUGUCCCUCCUCUUUGACUCAGAGAAGGGAGGCUGGAAAGACAUUCAACCUCAAGGCAUACUGAUCAAAGAGACAUUGAACAAAGAUGAGAAUGUGUUUGAGCUCCUCAUGAAUAUUUCAAUUGAAAACUGUAAGAUCUGGCUGGAGGAAGUUUUGGUGCAUCUGGGGGAAAAAGCAUCAAAAAACAUCAUUCCAGGUAGAGCCCAAUCCAAGUUCUUGGUUGUCACCCCUGACCCCUGGAUCUUCCUCGUGAUCCUCAGCUGUUUGAUCACAUUUUUCACCCAAGGUGGAGUCCUUGUUCAAAGAGAAAGGCUGACGGUGCCUCCAAGUAGCCCCUGAGUGAGGUCUUUCUCAGUCACUCUGCCUACUGGUCCUCGGUCGGUCGGUGGAGCCCCUGCUUUUCCUGCUUAAGUGCCAGGACUUCAGGCCUCACAAAUGCAGAGGCUCAUCAGAGUGCAGUGAUGUCACAGACAGCGUGUGUGUCUUUAACUGUGGUUGGUGAUUAUCUUCUGCAGUGCCUUUUGUUUCUUGUGUCUCUGCAGACUCAUAUAUGUGGUGCUGGGGCUUGAACCCAGGGCCGCAUGCACUGUAAGUCAGGCUCUUUAUCCAUUGAACCGUCUCCUUGCCCCAAUGUAAAAACUUAAAGCCUUUUUAAUAUGUUUGAGGACUUUAGGUUAACAGAAGAUUAAAAUGAACAAUAAAGCCAAUCUCUCCACACAAGUAA
This is a messenger RNA of Erinaceus europaeus (western European hedgehog), 1765 nucleotides long. RefSeq names its product UL16-binding protein 1-like. Gene Ontology annotation, cellular component: external side of plasma membrane. The transcript has 5 exons. The record is from RefSeq and is a predicted model, not a curated record. The coding region runs from base 598 to 1380 and encodes 260 amino acids. NCBI's taxonomy places the organism in Eukaryota, Metazoa, Chordata, Mammalia, Eulipotyphla, Erinaceidae. Gene Ontology annotation, biological process: positive regulation of T cell mediated cytotoxicity; antigen processing and presentation of endogenous peptide antigen via MHC class Ib; antigen processing and presentation of endogenous peptide antigen via MHC class I via ER pathway, TAP-independent.